Messenger RNA from Culex quinquefasciatus (southern house mosquito), 1360 nucleotides. Its product is annotated as senecionine N-oxygenase. Bases 12 to 1355 code for a protein of 447 amino acids. The record is from RefSeq and is a predicted model, not a curated record. Gene Ontology annotation, molecular function: flavin adenine dinucleotide binding; N,N-dimethylaniline monooxygenase activity; NADP binding. NCBI's taxonomy places the organism in Eukaryota, Metazoa, Arthropoda, Insecta, Diptera, Culicidae. The transcript has 2 exons.
UACUGGUUCGGAUGCAGGACUCGAUCGGAGGUUUAGUUGAGGGUAGGUCGUGGUUAGUUAUGGAUCGCGGACGGUUGAGAUUCUGCGUGAUUGGCGCUGGUACGGCCGGGAUCGCGACGGCGAGGCGAGUUUUGGAGAUUGAGGGAGCUGAGCUGGUGAUCUUCGAGAGGGCGGAGCAGGUCGGGGGAACGUGGAACUACACGGAUCGGGUUGGGAAGGAUCGGUAUGGGCUGGACAUCCAUACUAGCAUGUACCGGGGGUUGCGGACGAACCUACCGAAGGAGGUUAUGGGCUUUCCGGAUUUUCCGAUACCUGAGCAAGCGCAGUCGUACAUUCCGUCGGAGGACAUUUUGAGCUUUUUGAAGCUGUACGCGGAUACGUUUGGGGUGACGGAGUUGGUGCGGUUUGAACACCACGUGGAGCUGGUGGAUCGAGUCGAGAAGGAGUGGAAAGUGCGGGUUAAGAAUUUGCCCAGUGGGGAGGUUCGGAACUUUCGGUUUGACUUUGUGUUUGUCUGCAACGGGCAUUAUCACACACCAGCGAUUCCGAGCUAUCCCAAUAAGGAAGUGUUCAAGGGACUGCAGCUACACAGCCACGAUUACCGUAGUUCGGAAAAAUUUAAGGACGAGUCGGUGCUCGUCAUUGGAGCCGGACCAUCCGGGAUGGAUCUAGCGCUGGAGAUAUCCAAACACGCAACCCGUGUUACCAUGAGUCACCAUACCAAAGAGCCGUUCAAGACGAUCUUCCCCGCGAAUCUAACCCAGAAACCCGAUGUCCAAGAACUCACUCCCACUGGAGCACGCUUCGCGGACGGUUCCGAACAGCCCUUCACCGUAAUCCUCUACUGCACCGGCUAUCGGUACAGCUUCCCGUUCCUCGGCUCCAGCUGCGGCAUCACCGUCCAGGACAACUACGUCCAGCCGCUGUAUAAACACUGCAUCAACAUCAACCAGCCGUCGAUGGCCUUCAUCGGACUGCCGUACUACGUGUGCGCCGGCCAGAUGUUCGACCUUCAAGCCCGGUUCUGUCUGCGGUACUACUCGGGACAGCUGGAUCUUCCCGGGGCGGAAGCGAUGCGCGAGGAUACGCGCCUUCGGAUGGAGCAACGGUUUAGCUGCGGAUUCCGGACGCGGCAAGCGCACAUGAUGGGACCGGCGCAGGGCAAAUACUACGAGGACUUGCAGCGAACGGCGGAACUGCCGGAGGGGAUAAAGCCGGUGAUGACCAAGCUGCACAACGAAAGCAGUCAGCGAUUUAAUGAUGAUCUGCUGGGUUUUCGGCGGGAUGUGUUUCGGAUCGUGGACGACGAGCACUUUGAGGAGGUUGUUGAGGUUGGUGAGGAUAGAGAGGUGUAACUGGA